UGGGGGAGAAGGAGAUGCGUCAUGCGUGACGGCGUGCGAGAGGAAGGAUGCACUUCCCGCCGCUCCCCUCCAGGCUCCGAAACUGCAAGCCGCGCCGCGCCGGCCGCCUCAAAUUCGCACGCGGCAAGCCAAUUCGCGGCGCCCCCGCCUCGCGCCUCCUCCCAACAGUCGCUCGCCACUUUCACGUCGCCCUCCUCUCGCGUGCUCACCUCCCCGACUCCGGCGGCUCCCCCAGCCCCUCUGCUCCACUCCGGUGGCUGGUACUCCCUCCUCCUCCUUUCCUUCUCCGUCCUCCUCCUCCUGCGUCCCCAUCCCGUUCUCCUCCUCUUGCCUCUUGCGCGCGACGGUCUAGGAAUCACGACCGGCCUCGUCGACGCCGAGCUUAGGGUUGCUCUUCCAGUAUCGACGCGGUGGCGGCACCUUUCUUUUCACCGGUUCCUCCUUUCCCUCCGUCCCUCGUAGAUCUUGGAUUGGAAGACAUUGGAAAACAUUGUGUUCAUCUGGUCCGGCAUAGACAUUGGAGUCUCCUAGUGUAAUAAUCAGAUUGCACGGGGUGUGAAUUGCAAUACGUAUAGGGAGAUCCAAUUUGAGUGAGGUGCUGCGAUUUGGGGAUUAUUUCUUCUAGGGUUUGUUGGCGAUGCUGAAUUGGAGAGGACUGCUACCGAACGCUGCGAUUCAGUUCACGAAGAUGUUUAAUCGAACCACUGCAUCUUCCUCUUCAUGUAGCUCCAAAUUGUUCAUCAGUGGUCUUUCUUAUGAUACUAAUGAAACAACUUUGAAGGAUGCUUUUUCUCAAUAUGGUGACGUUAUCGAAGUGAAGGUUAUAUGCCAUCCAACGACAGGGAAGUCGAAAGGAUAUGGUUUUGUCAAGUUUUCUUCAGAAAAUGAAGCUGCUGCAGCACUGCAGAAGAUGAACGGUGAGGUGCUUGAUGAAAGGAACAUUUGGGUGCACUACGCAAACAGUGGAUGAUCUUACAGUGCUGCUUUAGAUAUGUAAGGUGCUUUUUCGUUGCUAUUAUUUGUUGUACUGGAAACUUGGGAUGAUAGUUGGAGGCCUGGGCUUGUGUUAUGUGGUUAUCUUAGAUUUUGAAUGACCAUCAAUGCGUACUGCAUAUGUUCUGUUCA
This is a messenger RNA of Phragmites australis (common reed), 1125 nucleotides long. Its product is annotated as glycine-rich RNA-binding protein 2, mitochondrial-like. The transcript is spliced from 6 exons. Lineage: Eukaryota; Viridiplantae; Streptophyta; Magnoliopsida; Poales; Poaceae. Gene Ontology annotation, molecular function: RNA binding. Bases 638 to 970 code for a protein of 110 amino acids. The record is from RefSeq and is a predicted model, not a curated record.